UUUUUUCUCCUUUCUUUACAGGUUGCUACACAAGAACUUUCGCCACCAAAUGAGUUUGCUCCCCACGUAACGGCGACAUGCAAAUCCGGCACAAUGAAUAUCAAAGUGAAAUUCAACGGUCCCUACACGGGUGCAGUGCAUGCGCGCGAUCAUCGAAAUGCUGCCUGCAUGGCCAUGGGUGACGGCUCCGAAGCGGUCGGCUUCAGCAUAAAUCUGUUGGCGAAGCAGGGUGCGCCCGAUUAUUGUGGCGUGCUGGUCAGCAACGUGAGUGGUGCCAAUCGUACAGAGGAACGUUCGAUACAGUUGGCGGUACGAGUACAUAAAACACUGGAAUUGGCGGAUGAUAAGUUUUAUGUUAUUACAUGUGGAAAAUCCGGGUUUGGACGCGAUGACAAUGCGCAUGUCAUCUUGAAGUUCUUGGAGAAUGAUCGUCGUGUACGUGAAACGGUUUAUGGCCAUGAGUAUAAAAUCCGCGCAGAAUUAACGAAGCCAAAUGGUACUUAUGGCAUAAGAGUCGCAAACUGUUUCGCUUUUGACAAGAAGAAUAUCAGUAUACCGCUAAUUGAUGACAGAGGCUGUCCCGUGGAUGAUGCUAUUAUUUCUCGUUUUGUGCCAACCCCUGAUGGGCACAGCGCUGAAGCGACACUUAAUUCGAUGUUCAAAUUUCCAGAAGGUAAGGCAAUAAACACAAAUUGUUUCUUUAAUAAAGAGAGUUUUAAAAUAAAAAUUAUCACAC
Molecule: messenger RNA, 736 nt
Organism: Rhagoletis zephyria (snowberry fruit fly)
Lineage: Eukaryota; Metazoa; Arthropoda; Insecta; Diptera; Tephritidae
Source: RefSeq, a predicted model, not a curated record